This is a messenger RNA of Ostrea edulis (European flat oyster), 1505 nucleotides long. Its product is annotated as acid sphingomyelinase-like phosphodiesterase 3b. The transcript is spliced from 6 exons. Gene Ontology annotation, molecular function: hydrolase activity. The record is from RefSeq and is a predicted model, not a curated record. The coding region runs from base 84 to 1442 and encodes 452 amino acids. Lineage: Eukaryota; Metazoa; Mollusca; Bivalvia; Ostreida; Ostreidae.
UUUUAGAAUUUUUCAGCUUUUGUCCUUCUAUACAAUACAGUUGACAUAGUUGGUAAUCUUACUGAUAAGAGUUACACAGCUAAAUGUACUUGGCGAUUACUUUGAAUUUAUCGAGGAUGGGGUUUCCACUUCUGAACUUCGUUUUCUAUUUGUCCAUAGCUAGAACAUCUUUAUGUGCUUCAGAAGGUUGGUUUUUACACGUGACGGACUUUCAUUGGGACAGCACGUACACCAGCAGGGAUUUGUCUUGCAAUGGCGUUGUGAAUACUCACGGCGUCUAUGGUGAUUAUUGGUGCGAUUCUCCAUAUUCACUUAUUGACGUCACGAUCAAAGCCAUGAAAAAUGCGACGUUGGAUAAAACUGUGGAUUUCAUGCUAUGGACAGGUGAUAGCGUGCUCCAUACAGGCGAUGAACACCUAAGCUUAGACAACAAUGUAGGGAUCCUUCAAAAUUUGACUGCUCACCUGCAACAGACGUUUCCCACCAUGGAUGUGUAUGCAACUUACGGUAACCACGAUUAUUACCCGAAUGGACAGUACCCACCUCAUAACAAUGAAAUCUACAACAGGACGCUGGAGCACUGGAGGACCUGGAUUAAUGACAGCACUCAGGAAGCCACGUUCUUAAAAGGUGCAUACUACACAUUGAAGACAAAGUACGGAAUCAGAAUCCUGGCCCUCAACACCAAUCUUUACUACACAUCAGACAAAGUCACUACUCACAUGGACGAUCCGGCGGAUCAAUUCGUUUGGAUGAAGAAUAUUCUGCAGCAAUCGAGAAGAGACAGUGAAAAAGUUUUGAUCACCGGGCAUGUGCCGCCAGGGGUUGCUGCGGAAGGUGGUAAAACGUGGUUUUAUCAACACUUCAACAUUCACAUGCUGCACAUUCUACAUCAGUAUAGUGAUGUAAUAAUAGGACUUCAUUUUGGACAUGAACAUGCGGAUACAUUCAGAAUGUUUUAUGACCAUUCUGGGCGACCAGUGAUGACUAUGUACAUCGCCCCCUCUGUCACUCCAUGGCGAUACAAGACUUCUGCAACAACGGGACCAAAGCACAACCCAUCCUUCCGACUGAUCAAGUAUGACAGAAUAACAGGCAGGCAUUUAGACUUGGUUCAAUAUUACAUGGAUCUACCAGAAAGUAAUAAGCACAACAGGGCUAUUUGGAACGUUGCAUAUAUUGCCACUAGAGACAUGAAAAUCCCAGAUAUAUCUCCAUCAUCUAUGGAUGAUUUCGCAAAUAGAACCAAAAAUCCCACGAGCCAAGAGUUCCAGAACCACCUGAAAUGGCGAAACGCCAACGCGGAAGUGAUGCCAUGCGAUGCUUUGUGUCAUUCGUUACUUUUCUGCAAUUUUAUGAAGCUACAGGAACGUGAUUUCAAAGUUUGCCUUAGAGACACUCAACACUAUACAGCGACAUUGGCUUUUGGGAAGAGAAAGUAAUACACUAUUUCAGUGUUGAUAGAAGUUAUUGUGCAUAACAUAAAAUGAUUUACAAAACCUGUA